Brugia malayi is the source of this 1074-nucleotide messenger RNA. RefSeq lists its product as uncharacterized. Bases 1 to 1074 code for a protein of 357 amino acids. The record is from RefSeq and is a predicted model, not a curated record. Gene Ontology annotation, biological process: maturation of SSU-rRNA. Gene Ontology annotation, cellular component: 90S preribosome; nucleus. Lineage: Eukaryota; Metazoa; Nematoda; Chromadorea; Rhabditida; Onchocercidae. The transcript has 8 exons.
AUGUCGACUUUGACACCAAUGAAACUUAACGAGCAGAUCGUUUCUAUGCGAAAAUCUGUUGAAAAAGCUCGUGUUUGGUUAUGUCGACGAUUGAUCAGACAAAAGAAAUUGCUUCAAAAGUCGAAAGUUGAAAAAAAAACUCGUAAAGUCGAUCGAAUCAUCAGUGAAAUUGAUCGUUGCAAAAAAGUAUGUCGAGAUGAUGUGUCAAAGUUUGCAUUAAUUAAUCUUAAAACACUUAAUGAUUUAUUGAAAAAGACUAAAAUAUCCGUUGAUGAACGAGUUUUAUAUAAGUUAGCUUGUCAAGAAAUAGUUAUAAAAAGUGUGAAGGAAUUUCGUAUCAAAUAUCCAAAUUGGCAACAUGAAGUAUCAUUCCUGUUACAACGACUUGGUUUGCAAUAUAAAUCUAAGAAAGAUGCAAAAAAAUAUGUGCUACAACAAAAUGAAACUAAAGAAAUGGCCGAAACUUCCAUAGGAAAAAUACCUGAGUGUUCGCAAGAUUUGAAAAUGAUUGUUAAGAAGGAAAUAAGGAAAGCUGUGAAAAAGGAAGAAAAUUUUGAGAAAAAAAAGAAGAAAUUGAAAGAUAAGACGAAAUCUGAUGAAUCUGAAGAGAUAUCUAUUCCAGUGCUCAAACUACCAAAAUUGGAACUUCCGAAACCAGUGAUUGCAAAGGGACAGGCUAUCAUCAAACAGUUAAGUUUAGAUGGUAAUCAGGAUGAUGAUUUUGCAUCAAUUAGCGCAUCAGAUGGAAGCAAAGAUAUUGUGCUACAAGGAAAUGUAGAUGACAAUGUAAAUGGUACGAAUGAUGAAGCUAGUAGGAGCACUCCGCCAGUAAAAACAAAGGAUAUUCGAAAACGAAAAAAAGAUUUUGAGUGCGAUCGAAGCGAGAAACGAGAGGAUACUUUGAGACAGAAUAAUAAUUCUGAACCUGUAUCGUCUUUAAAAAGAAAGAAUACGAAACUGUUGGAAAACCAGAAUUUACAUCCAUCAUGGAUUGCUAAAAAACGCGAACAUGAAGCUUUAAAGAAAUUAAAGGAGUCAUGCAAAGCGAAGAAAAUAGUCUUCGGUGAUGAUUGA